Molecule: messenger RNA, 6718 nt
Organism: Passer montanus (Eurasian tree sparrow)
Lineage: Eukaryota; Metazoa; Chordata; Aves; Passeriformes; Passeridae
Gene: FAM234A
Product: family with sequence similarity 234 member A
Exons: 12
Coding region: 2599-4254 (551 amino acids)
Molecular function (GO): protein binding
Source: RefSeq, a predicted model, not a curated record
CGGUGCGAGCCCGCGGCCUUCCCUGCCGGCCCCGCGGGGUUUGCCCGCCUUGGGCCGCUCCAGAGCUGUCCGCACACCGCAGCCAGGAGCCUGGGAGAGGAUUUCACCCUUUUUCCCAAGCCCGGGCUGCCCCCUGUGCUCCGAGCUGCCCUGUGCCGGGCUGGCGACUGCGGGGCUGUGCUGGGCCAGGGCCAGCCCCUCGCCCGUGCAGAGCUCUCCUGGCAGGGUUAGAGCCCUGCUCCUCCUCCCCUCCGAGCCCACACGCCUGUUUGCAGCCGGGAAUUGCAGGGCUGCUUGCCGAAACGAAAACACUGCAAUAUGUUCAACUCCAGCCUCAUUUCCAGCCUUCUCUCCUUAUUUUGUAAGGCAGGAAUGUCUUGUGUAACAGCUGGGGGAGAGAGGGGCAGCCCGUCCUGCCGGGAGGGACUGGGCAGGAUUGGGCUGCCUGUGGAGCUCAGGGGUCCCCAGGGAUGGAUGUGUGAUGAGGGAGCUUUGCUCUGUGUGCCUGUGAGUGACAGAAAGAAAAAUUCCAUUUCUGGGGGGGGAAAAGUGUUUUCUCUUGAAGGUGGCUGUGAAGGGCAGCAGCAUCUGGAGGAGGGCCCUUGUUCCAUAGAAUCAUGGAAUGGUUUUGGUUAGAAGGACCAUAAAGAUUGUCUUGCCCCAUGGGCAGGGGUACCUUCUACCAGGCUGCUCCAAGUCCCAUUCAGCCCGGCCUUUGAACACUCCUUUCUCACUGCCAUAAAUCUCUCCAGGCUGUGCAGGAGGCACCAUGGAAUUCUGACUUGUAGAGUGAGUGCCCCACCUAAAAAAGGUACUUUUCUGAAUAAACCCGCAAGAAAUGACCACAGCCUUUUCCAGGGGGUUUUCAUGCACAGAGAUCUCUGCAGAGUCCCUUGUGUGCUCAGUCUGUGGCACUGAGGGAUGUCGCUGUGCUUCUGAGGCAGGAGGGGAGUCCUGUGGCUGAGGUGGGGCUGUCUGUGGUUUGGGGGCUCCAGGCUCCCUGCUGACAGCUGCCCUUGGAGCUGGCACAAGGGAUCUGCAACAGUUGCUGGGAGGAGUGGCUUGGCUGCCGUGGAGCUUGUGAGCCCAGGGAUGAUAAAUGGCUGGUGUUUCUUCAGCACAGUUGUUAUUACUGGCCUGACCUGUAAUCAGUUCCGCGCAGCUUUAAUGCUGUUCUUCAUCUUAGAGUUUUGAUCUUCCCAUUUCUCUCAUGGAAAUAAUUCUGGGUUUUGUUUUGCUCUUCUCUGAACAGUUUGAGUUUCUGUAUUUGAACUCCUGUCUGUAGUGAAAACUGCCCUGGAUAAGAGUUUUCUCCUACAAAUGACAGAUGUAUCACAUUGCUCUGGAGGAGUUUCUAAUUCCGUUGCUGUGAGUGCUCUGUGGCACACUCUGUCUGCACUGGAGGGUUAAAUGUCAUUUCAGAAGAACCUGAGGACAGCUCCAGCAGGAGAAUCCCAGAAUGGUUUGAUUUGGAAGGGAUUUUAAGGCUCAUCUCAUUCCACCCAGUGCCAUGGGCAGGGACAGCCCUCCAGGCUGCUCCAAGCCCUGUCCAGCCCAGCCUUGUCCACUCCCAGGGAUGGGGCAGCCACAGAUUCUCUGGGCACCCUGUGCCAGGGCCACUCCAGUCUGGCUGGUGGGGUUUGGAUUACAGGCUGUGUCCUCAGAAAGGCCUCAGGGCCGUGCCAGGAGCAGAGGUGCCCUGUCAGACAGGGAUGUCUCCUCGGGUCAGUGUCCCCAGCCAGCCCUGGCUGUGACCUGGUGUCAGGAAGGAGCUGUGAGCUGCAGAUGACCCAGCAAAAUGAUAAGCUUGAGUGCAGCAUGCAGCCUGAGUGUCUCUGGGAGAGCAGAGCUCAUUUUGGGAAAUCUUACAUGUUAUUUCUUCUUGGCCUGAUGUAAGUGGGACUGCAGAAAAAGGAACAAAUGACCCAAGACUGAAUGUCACAGCAGGUGAGUUUGCUGCAGUGUCACAGUGUGCCUGGGAUCAAAACCCAACAGUCUGCUCAAGGAAAAUAGCUGUGAUGGGAAUGUUGCAUCUUAUUCAGAGCAAAACCUGGCUGGUUUGUCUUUAUUGAUUGCAGCUUGGGGCUUCAACAAUUUCUGGCUGACAGGAAGGAAACCUCUGAGAUGCUUGAACUAACCAACCAAACAGAACCAAACCAGCCAAAUGCUGUGUUCGAGGUCCUAAAAUGUCCAGUCAGAACCUGAUUUCAUCAUUCUGUGGAAGAUAAAAAUGUGUUGAACAUCAAAUCUAAGUUACAGUAUAUUGCUAAAAAUUUUCUGGCAAGAGCUGGUGCCUGGUGACAUUCCAGAUGCUGUGCUCUGGUGUUUUAUGAGUGGAAAAUGAGUUAAACCUUUCCAGUGCACGGAUCCUUAAAUGGUUUCUGUCACCAGCCUUCAUCCACCUGACUGUCUGUGGCUUUCUGUGCUUGUCAGCAGUUCUGUCUGGCUGCUGCUGAUGGUUUGUCCCCUGGGUUUAGCUGUGCAAGAGUUGCUGCUUUGAGGCAGAUCAGAUCUGUAAAUCUGCACUGUGGCUUCAAGAAACAGGAGAGUGAAGGUGAAGGGGGAGAAGGGUGUCUGAAUACUGAUGAAUGAGCUGUGAUGGAUAACAAGGACUCAGAAGCUGAGAUCCACCCUCUGAAGACUGAGGAUGUGAAAGCUCAGGAGAACCAUGAGCACUACGUGGAGAGGAGGAUUAUCAAGUCCUCGGGGCUGUCCCGGCUGUCCCGGUGGCGCACUGCUGCCUUCUUCAUCUCCCUGUUCCUCUGCCUGAUCAUUGUCUUUGCUUUCUCCUUUAUCAUUCCCUGCCCAGAGAGGCCAGUUUCAGAAAGAACAUGGUUCCAGUACUACAACAAUGCAGAGCCCUACCCAUUCCUUGCUAUAGAAGACAUGAACGAAGACAAAGUACAAGAUGUGCUCUUUGCUUUCAAAUCCAGCAACGGCAGCAACAAAUUCAACAUGUCCUGUCUGGAUGAAGGGCUGCCGUCUCCCUGUGCCUUCCUCGCCGCGGUGUCUGGCACGAAUGGCAGCGUGCUCUGGGAGAGCCCUGCUGCAGAGGACGUGCAGGGGCUGCAGUGUGGCAUCCAGCAGCUGGGCACGGCUGCAGCCCCGGGCUGCCUGGUGGUGGAGAAGCCCCUGUCCCUUAGAGCCAUCAGCCUGAGCACAGGGGAAGUUCUGUGGAGGCAAUCCCGUGACUUUGGAGCUAAUUAUACUGUGCUGACUCCUUUAUCAGUGAUUCCAGAUGUGGAUGAUGAUGGAGUUCAGGACCUGAUAAUCUUUAUUACUAAAGAAGGCCAGGUGAAGGUCCUCAUCCAUUCAGGAAAGACUGGCCAGCAGAUUGGCUCCACGGGCAGCCUGAGGGUGGAUGGCAUCGCGCGCUACGUCAGGCUGCAGCUGCACUCCUCCUCCUCCUACUUCCUUUUCUACACAGAGAAGUCUCUCUAUGCAUAUUCCCUGGAAGAUCUGUGCAGAACAGUAGUUGGGGAGGAAGUUAAGCUUCCCAACUUCCAGCCGGAUUCUCACUGGGAGAAGCACAUUGACCGUGCCACACACCUCUUACCCCUUCUCAGAUUUGAAAACAUUCACUACCUGGCAACAGUUCCUGGGCACUCACGGGACAACAUCUUGGUUGUGGACUCAGAGGUGGCUACACUGAUCAACACAAAAGAUCUGCACGCCGUGUGGACCCUCAAUGUGUCCCGUGUUUUGAGUGAGCCGCUGCUCGGGUACUACAAACCUGAUGCCCAUGGUAUUGUCCUGGAGAGUGAGAUUGGACCCAAUAGCAAGAAGGUUGUGAUUGUUGAGAGUGAAUCUGGAGCAGUCCAGUGGGAGCUGAAGCUGAACUCGGGAGCAGGCAGCCCUGGCCCAGCCACACUUCCCACUGCGGAUCACCGCUCUGCCUUCCUCAUGUGGGGAGACUUCCAGGAGCCAGGCAAUGAGACAAGACCCAGAGCUCCUCUCCAGAAGCUGUACCUCUUCCAUCCUUCCUACACGAAUGUCCUGUUGGAGCUCCGCAACAGCACGGACCAGAUCAUUGCGUUCACUGCGGCGCUGUUCGAGCGGAGCCGUCACGCCUGCUACCUGCUGCUGCGGGGCCCCCAGCCCGGCGAGGGGCCAGGCCCCGUGUCCCUGAUGAAGAGGAAGCUGAAGGAGGAUGUGGCAGUGAGCAGGGUGAUCUGGCUGCGCCGCACGCCCGGGGAGGAGGAGCAGCACAUCCGGGACCGCCUCUACAGGAUGCGAUUCCAGAGCCGAGACUGAGCUGGACGGGGAACGGGGGGAGGCUGCCCCUGCUCUGCAGCCCUGCUCUCAACAAGCCCAGAGCCUGCAUUCCCACGGGAAGCUGCCUUUCUUGAUCCACAAACCAAAGUGUGGCUGGCAGGGAAGCACCCCCAGUGUCUAGGGACACCCAGGCUGUGGGGGCAGCUGCCAAGUGUCCGUCCUCAGAGCCGAUGGGACUUCAGUGCUUGGCCACCACUGAAGUGUCAUCAGCUCAGGGAGGAGGGCUUUCCCCUCCAUCCCUCUGUGCCCACAGAACUGUGCUGACUCAGGAGUGUGUCUGGAGGAAAACAUGUGCUUGCUGAGGUGCCAGAAUUGAUGACUUCUGGGAUGGCUGAGAAGUGGAGUUGGAUGUCUGGGAAGUGGAGUUUGCUGUGUGAUGUUAGAGUUCCUUUCUGAGUCAGCUCUCCUGGCUGGGGAGAGGUGCUUGGCUGCAAGUUGAUUUGCAAUUAUCCUCUCCUGGAUUUGGGCCAUGCUGGUGGUGGGUGUGUGGUGUCACUUGGGCCAGCAAAGCACGGGUUAAAGUGUCAUUCUACUUAGCAAAUGGCCUCUGCUCCCAAGAACAGCCCCAUGUGUCCUACUCUGCAGUCGCCAGCCUGCCUGUGUCUGUGUCCUCUGCUGCUUCCUUCCCAGCCAGGCUGUGCAGUGUUGGUGGCACUGAGAGGGAGCUGGUCUCCCACCUGAUGGAUGCAUCAAUGUCCCUGCCUUCCCUCAGCCUGCUUAUAGGUGGUGAGAGAUCCACCCUGAGGCCAGCCUGGCUGGUCCCUGGAGGUACCACCACCUUAAACCUCUCCAGGUUUAAGGAACCAGAGGAUCUGGCUUGAGUAGAAUUGCACUUGAACCUUUUCUGGGAGCUGGGAUUGCUGCUCUAGGAAGCCCUGUACCCAAGUGGCAGUGCCAGCACCCUCCUCCUUCAGCCUUGCAGCUGCUGAGGAGCCUUCUCCAAGCACUGUCCCUGCUGCCAGGAGGUGGCAGGAGCCCUGUGCUGCCUCCCUGCCCUUGGAAUUGAAGUGAUGCUGGGUGAGGAUCCUGGAGCUCUCUGCCCAGCCUGGUGUCCCAAGGGGCUGGGACAGGUUGCUGUGUGAAGGUGACAUGUUUCUCCUGGAGAUCCAUGCAGCACCCUGAGGUGUUUGCUCUGCCCUGUCCUGAUGGGUGCCAGUGCAGGCUCUAGAGACAAGGUGCAGAGCCUUGGAAACAGUUAGAACCAGCUACUCAGUCCUGAAAAUAAAAACUAGGCCUAAAAAUAAUCUCUCUCAAGCUCAGCAGUGCUGGAGGGUGGUUGCCCAGUGCCUCCCUCCCUUACUGAGUCUGACACUGGGGGAUGUGUAGAAACACUGUAGGAUGGGCCUGUGCAGCAUCAGGCACCAGCUCCUCCCUCCAGCCACUGCUGAGCCCCAAUGUGCCCUGGGCUGCUGCUGUCACCAGCUCCCAGCAGAGCCCCAGCCCUCCAGGCUGACAGCAGGGAGCUGGGCUGCCUGGGCACCUCCUGCUUCCAGCUGCCCAGGGGCUGCCUGAAGGCUGCCCUGUCUCCCCUGUCCCAUAUCCUGGGCAGCGCCUGAAGGCUGCCCUGUCUCCCCUGUCCCUGGCAGGCAAGGGAGCCACUCCUGGGCUGUCCAGCUGUGCUGGAAGCCAGGGCUGCUCUCUGCAGAGUGCUCCACAACCUUCAAAGCACCCUCAAAAUGAUGGGUUUGCCCUCUGCCUCUCUGCCCAGCUGUUUUCUGAGGGAGCCCAGGAGUGCAGGGAGGUUCCCCAGCUGUGUCCCCCAGCUUGGGUUUCCUCUGUGCUCAGCACCUUAGGCCUGACAGCCCCCAGGUCUCUGUGCCAGUGUUGCAGCCAUAAGAGGGCUGGAUUGAGGCUGCCCUUCAGCCAGCUGGGGCAGGGCACAGGGCAGGGCACCCCAGGCUUGCACUGGAGCCCAGCCUGAGUGCUGGGUGUGGAUUGUUUCCUGCUGAGAUUCCCCUGCCUGGGAGCAAGGGGAAUGCCUGGGUGUGUUCUCAUCAUAUUCUCCCUCCUCAGAUCCCUACCCAGACCUGACCUUCCCACAGGCACACUGAAUGUUCCUUGAGGAGAGCUGGAUUUUCAGCUUUGAGGAGCUUUCCUGGCUUUAAGUUGUCCAGUAAUAUUUCUGGACAGUUUGGAAACGCAGAUUUCGCCGUGGCAGCUCAAUUAAACGCAUCAGUGCCAAACCAGCACCUUCUUAACAAAACCAGUCUGUUUCCAGCUUGUUUCCUGUGUAAUUGUUCUUUUGCAGUAUUUGAUGAAUGACUUUGUGCCUUGAUUCAAUAACUCAGCUGGGUGGCAAUGGCUAUAUCACUGUGUUCUGUGUUAGUGUGGUUUUUAACAGAGUCUCUUUGGUUUGGUUCUUUAACUUAUUGCAAAUUGUGCCGUACAGGACUUGCUCUAACCAGAAUGGUUUCAAUAAAUCCUCUUUUGCAUUGUUUGUAAA